AUGGGCCGUAGUCGGGCGGUCGGGCCAUCAGGUGUGGGGGCGGAGGCGGUUUGGCUCCUGGGUGUGGGCGUCCGCCGAGUGGCCGGGGUGGUAUACACGGUGACGGCCGACGUUCUUGCGCGGUUAGAUGAGCUGGACGCCUCCAAGCCUGCAACCAAGCAGAUGCCUUGCCUAGUUCAGAUACAGCACCGAAUUUUCUCCAACGUCAUGUUUAAGUCCUCUACGCGCAGCUCCUCGCCUUCUCUUGACGACAUCAGGGGCAAGCUCUCGCAGUUCGAUCUCUACUACUACAACUACAAGUUCGAGAGAUCUAUCAGGGAGCUGUGCAGCAAUGUCAUGGACUACCCCAACAAGACCACUGCCAACUCCAGAUGCAUCGAUAAUAACCUCAGACAGGUUCUCUUCUCGGAUAUAAAUGCUGAUGAGAAACUGACUGUUAGAGUACGUCCUCUCUGA
Molecule: messenger RNA, 456 nt
Organism: Miscanthus lutarioriparius
Lineage: Eukaryota; Viridiplantae; Streptophyta; Magnoliopsida; Poales; Poaceae
Source: the annotation of a GenBank genome assembly